UAAAAUAUUAUAAAACCCCCAAAUGGCCUGAGCCGAUCACCCCAUCAUUUUCCUUUGCCAUGGUGGGAAGAAACGAAGCACGGCCUCUGGCACCCGCCGCCAACACUCGAAGCAGCGACGACGGAGAAGCCGCUUCGCAGUUCAAAAAGGUCAAACGCAAGAAAUUCAUCAAAUGCUGCAGCUGCAUCGCUGCUCUAAUCAUCAUCCUAGCCGUGGUCAUCACAGUCUUGAUCUUCACGGUGUUCCGAGUCAAGGAUCCGAUCAUCAAAUUGAACGGCGUUUCAAUUACAAACCUGGAGCUAAUCAAUGGUACGAGCACAGUUCCGAUUCCUAGACCAGGGUCCAACAUAUCCUUAAUGGCCGAUGUUUCGGUCAAAAAUCCCAACAUAGCGUCGUUCAAGUACAGGAACACCACCACGACUCUUUACUACUAUGGCACCGUUGUCGGGGACGCCCGAGGCCCCGGGGGAAGCGCAAAGGCCCGACGCACGAUGCAGAUGAAUAUUAGUGUCGAUAUCGUGACGGAUCGGUUGUUGGCCAGUCCGAAUCUGGUUGCGGAUGUUGGUUCGAGGACGUUGACCAUGAGUAGCUACUCGAGAAUUAGAGGAAGGAUCAAUAUGCUGAGCAUUGUAAAGACGCAUGUUACGGUGAAGAUGAAUUGCACCUUUACAGUUAACAUCACCAGUCAAGCAAUUCACGGGCAGAAGUGCAAGCGAAAGGUUGAUCUCUAGGUUCAAGCUGUUUUUGCCAUGUAGUAUACAUACAUACAUAUAUAGAUAUGAUGUGCAUAGAUAAUAAUGAUGGAUAG
Hibiscus syriacus is the source of this 808-nucleotide messenger RNA. RefSeq lists its product as uncharacterized. The coding region runs from base 60 to 731 and encodes 223 amino acids. NCBI's taxonomy places the organism in Eukaryota, Viridiplantae, Streptophyta, Magnoliopsida, Malvales, Malvaceae. The transcript has a single exon. The record is from RefSeq and is a predicted model, not a curated record.